Molecule: messenger RNA, 1010 nt
Organism: Tribolium madens (black flour beetle)
Lineage: Eukaryota; Metazoa; Arthropoda; Insecta; Coleoptera; Tenebrionidae
Product: CD63 antigen-like
Exons: 5
Coding region: 117-848 (243 amino acids)
Cellular component (GO): membrane
Source: RefSeq, a predicted model, not a curated record
UAUUCCGAGAAACCCUCAUAGUUAUUGAGCUUGUGCAGUAGAAAAGCGAGCACUGUGUACGUAAUAAAAGUUGUCAUUAGCCGGUUUUUCACAAUUUCACCGAUUUCGAGCCAGAGAUGGAUUGCAACAGUAUUUUGCGGAAAUAUUCCCGUUAUUUACUAAUUGUUUUCAAUUUUUUAUUUGUGCUGACGGGAGUGGUCAUUUUAUCAGUCGGCGCCUCCGUUAAGGCCUACUACAAUGAAUACACCUCUUUUCUCGACGACAAAUACAUCUACGCCUCCGACCUUCUAAUCAUAAUUGGCGUAAUUAUUUUCAUCAUUGCAUUUUUUGGAUGCUGUGGAGCACUCAAGGAAAAUGCAUGCAUGACUCAAACUUUUUCAAUGAUGCUCAUUGUUAUCUUCAUUCUUGAACUUAUUGUUGGAAUCGGAGGUUUGGUUUUGAAACACCAAACGGACGAAAUGAUCGAUAAAGCCCUUACUGGCACUUUGCGAAGAUAUAAUACUCCAAAUAACACUGAAAUCACCAAUUUGUGGGAUACAGUUCAAGAAAAUUUCCAAUGUUGCGGAAUUCAAAAUUACACUGAUUGGGAAAAUGUCACUUCGACUCACGGACAACUCCCGGUGACUUGCUGUAACUUCCCUCAUGGAAGUUUCGGCAAUGUGACUUGCAAUGAAAAGAGUGAAGGGCUUCACAGAGAGGGCUGUUUGGAAGUUUUUAGUGAUUAUAUUGAAGGGCACGCCACUACGGUUGAAAGUGUUGGACUGACUUUCGCCAUAAUACAGUUGCUUGGUAUUAUAUUGUCCUGUUACUUAGCCAAGCAGAUUCGAAGUGAUUACGAAACGGUUUAAUCCCUCUCUUGUAUUAAAUACAAGCAAUAAAAUUAGUUAACCCUGAAUAUUAUAAUUGUUAUUUUUUUUCUCUGUAGGGUUAUAUUGUAACAAUAAUCAUUAAUUUAAGUCGCACUUCCUGACGAUCCAGUGUAGGUUUUUGUAAUAAAUGUUUCAACCUUU